AGGUUGCUAGGGGACCUUGGGCGCGUCGACUGAUGUCUGAAGUCCCAGAAGAUUAUACUUCUGACCCCGAUGAGAGUCUGAGUCUGCAGCCUAGAAGAACUAAAUCUGGUAAAUUACAUAAUGCUAAAGCAGACACCAUGUUUGAGGUAAGCUCUGAGCUUACAGACCAAGACCCAGGAAAUGUAGGAAAUGUGCUGCUAGAGCCAACCAGGACACGCAAGAAAGAUUUGGAGGUGCCCGUAGAUAAAAUGCAUAAGGUGCCAGACCUACAACCAUCAGACGUUUCAGUAGGUGGACUCAAAGAACCACCUACAAGAACAGGUACACAGCUACCAACAAAAGUAAAUCCAGAGCAGAAGACACCAGAUUUUCGAAGUGAGAAACAAAGACAAUCAGUUGAAGAGGAAGAUCGACGUCCAUCCAAGAUGACCAAAUCGGAAAAGAAACGAAAAGAGUCAGUUAAAGGUACAGAGCCAUCUGAGGUGACUAAACCGAAGUUCCCAGACCGGAAGCUAAGAAAGUCUACUGAGGAAGCAGAUCUCAAAUCUCCAGAGGAGCUUCAAGUCAAGUCCACAGAGCAGCCUGAGCAGAUGAAAUUCCCAAACAAGAAACAAAGACUGUCAAUUAAAAAGAAAGCCUCAGUCCCACUGGAGGAUUCUGUCGAAGAAUCAAGAAGAUCAAUUGAUGAAGCACGUCUAGAACUAUCAGAAAAGAGGACAUUAAAAGCUUCAAAGAAAGCACAAAAAAGCUCUUUUGAUGAAAAUUUUCCAGAUUUGCUAGAAAAGAUUACUAUAGAACUACUAGAAGAGAUAAAACCAGAUGUCCAAGAGGAGACACAAGAAGAGUCAAUUAAGGAGAAAGUUCCAGAACCAUUAGGGGACAGGAAACUCUCAGCUCAAAAGCACAAGCAGAGAAGAUCAACUGUAGAGUCUAAAUUAAAGGACCCAUUAAUAGAGCUAAGUAAGAAGGACCCAGUGCUACGAACACAGACUGAGCCAGAAUUUCCGAAGGAGAAACUAAUAACGUCAACUGAGGAAACUGGUGACAAGCCACCGCAGAUAACUAAACCAGACAUUCAAGAGAAGUCACAGCCAGACCCAACCGAGAAAAAUCUAGAAUUACCAAAAAAGCCCAAGCCAGGAGAGGAGAGAGAACUUCCCAGGGAAGACAGACCAGAGUCAAGCAAACCUAAGCAUCCUGUAGACAAAGAAGAGCUAGCAUUCUCUGACUAUCACACAAAGCUGCCAGAAAAAAAACCCGCCAAGAUUAAAAAUGAGAUUAUAGUCGGAUCUCCCAGAGAAAGUGUAUUAUCAAUGAGUACAGUUUACGAAACCCACGAAUUCCUCGAAGAUCUUCAGGCUGAUAUGAAUGAACUGUUCUCAGUUUUUCCUGCUUCAGAGUCUCAGACAAAACUGAGGGAGUCGAUAGUUUUACCCCAGGAGGUGGAGCUAUUAGGAUGUAAAGAAUCCAAGCUAAGUCUUAGCCCAGAGUUUGAGCAUCUUACCUGGAGCCCAGAAAGGGUUGCGGACUGGAUCAGUGAUCUAGGAUUCCCUCAAUACAAGAACUGUUUUACUGAAAACUUCAUCAGUGGUCGAAAACUCAUCCAUGUAAACUGCUCCAACCUGCCUCAGAUGGGAAUAACUGAUUUUGAAGAUAUGAAGGCAAUAUCGUACCAUACCCGGGUGCUGCUGGGCAUCGAAGAGCCGCUGUUCAACCGCAGCAUCAGCCUUCCCUACAGGGACAAUCUUGGCUUAUUCUUAGAGCAAAAAGGGCAUAGUGGAGUAAAGUCUGAUUCCUUGACUUUGUCAAAAUUUGUUGAAGCAGCAGGAUUACAGGAGUAUAAUCCAGAGAUAAAAGCCAUGGACAUGAACGAAGACUCGGUGCCAGAAAACAGCCAGGAAGAAAAUGAGGGAUUCUAUGAUGCCACUUAAAGAUGGGGUGUGGCUUGGCAGCAGUGCUGUUGAUCUGGGGUCACCCACACUUUUGUGUGUUGAACUACCUGGGCCUGAUGACCCGGGGCCUACGUCAGAUAAGAGCACGUCUUAGUCUGAUGGCAAUGAUUCUGAGAAUAAAAAUGAAGAUAGAAGCUGGAGAGUCAACUCAGCAGGUCAGAGUGCUUCCUGUUCCUCUCCUGCCCCCUUCUGACAUCCAUAAGCAUCUGACAACUGUGCUGCACACAAACUCAUGCAGAUGAGCGUGCACACACAGUACACAAAGGUUUGUGGAGUGGAGCUUAAAACGGUCCCAAAAUAUCAGUCAGUUUCCAGA
Molecule: messenger RNA, 2268 nt
Organism: Mastomys coucha (southern multimammate mouse)
Lineage: Eukaryota; Metazoa; Chordata; Mammalia; Rodentia; Muridae
Gene: Samd15
Product: sterile alpha motif domain containing 15
Exons: 4
Coding region: 33-1931 (632 amino acids)
Molecular function (GO): protein binding
Source: RefSeq, a predicted model, not a curated record